Wallemia mellicola CBS 633.66 is the source of this 939-nucleotide messenger RNA. RefSeq lists its product as hypothetical. The coding region runs from base 1 to 864 and encodes 287 amino acids. The record is from RefSeq and is a predicted model, not a curated record. The transcript has a single exon. Lineage: Eukaryota; Fungi; Basidiomycota; Wallemiomycetes; Wallemiales; Wallemiaceae.
AUGAUGGAAACUAAAAUCAGCUUUAUCUCAUUACCUAUAGAGAUAUUAUUAAGGAUAAUUGAAAUUGAACCAGUUUUAGCUGUUGUUAAUAGAGAAAUGUUCAGAUUAGGUAGGAUUGUUAGAUAUGAGUCAAUAAUAGGACCUGGACGUAUGACAAUGAAUUCAAUUUCAUCGAAACAGCCAACCUUUAGUCAAUACGCCAAGUUUGUUAGAUUCAUUAAUGAGUUUACUACUUUAGACUACGCGGUUAAUGUUAAGAAUUUAUCUAUGCACUUUCAGACCGCGACAAACAAUGCAAAAGAGUUGUAUCUUCAACUAGAUGAAAACUUAAAGAAGUUCAAUUUGGCAUCGUUGAUCAUCAAUCAACCACCUAAUGACGAUUUAUGGAAUUAUAUACCGAUAAAGAGGGGAAUUAAAUCAGUAACAAUCUAUUCAAAGGAUGUAUUGCUCCCUGUUCAUGAUCUAAUUUAUAGAAUGAUCGAGAAAUCAAUGUCAAUCAGACACAUACAGUUACAUUUCUUACAAGACGACAUUGAUAAGUUUAAGAGACUCGAUGGAAUGGUGUUAAAAGAUGAAAGCUUCUCUAACUUAGAAACUGUAACCCUUAGAGCCAUCUUGGUUAGUCACAAACAGAGUAAUAAGAAGCAUCCAGCAAUGAGACAUCAACUUAAACCAAUAAAGGAAAAUGACAUAAAAUUUCAUAAUCAUUUAGAUUCAACUAGGGUAUUUAGAAGAAGAAAGCAAUUACUUGAAGAAGUUACAGCUGAUAAAGAGAAAACUGACUUACUUGCAAAAAUUUACAAUUUAGAUAACAAUUUUGAUACCGUGGCUGAAUACUUUGAUAAUUUUAAAGUCGUUGAUUGAUUGCUACUAUACCAUAAUUGCUACUUAUAACCAAUUUCAUUGUUUUUGUUUUAUUCAUACACAACUUGUCUUCUC